AGAACAUUCGCGCUCCCAACAAUUUUUCGAAUUCACUACGAGACUUGAGACAUGGCUUCCACGCUAUGCUGUACGGCGGAGCAGGAAGGACGCCCAGAGUCUCCAGAACUACCUAAUACCCGCGUCAACGAAGCCUCUACUCCUGCUCGACUGCCUCUCCUGCCUCUUCCGCCAAAGCCGGCUGGAUCUGUGAACUCACGCUUCACCAGCGCUCGAACGGAAGACCUCCACGAGCUGCGACAGAUCUUUGACAAUGCAAAAGACAAUGAGCCCACUCACGCGUCUCCCACCAAGGCGGCUAGGCGCGCACGCUUCAACAAGCCUUCCAUAUACAGCUUGCGCUCGCUCCACAAGAUGAAGAGCAUGCGGUCACUGAUCAGGCGAAAGUUCUCUCGAGAUCUCGCUAAGAAGCCUUCAGGCGAUCACAUUCUGUCGAAGACCGCCAAGGACGGUGAGACGCCAGGGCAAGGUACGGUCGUAAAGCAACAGAAAGGCCGUCACGAUGUACAAGUCAAGAUCACCAAAGACGAUCUGAGGAAAGAUCUCUUGAGUGACAAGCGGUCUGAUGAAGGUGGCUACGAUUCUGACGCCCAGGUGCUUGACGACAUCGCCAGGAACAUCGGGAAGAAAACGCCUAACAAGAGACCGAGCAUCCACAGUAUCGAUUGGGAACCGUCCACAGCUAGGCUUGGACAAGUAUUUAGUUCUCCGAACCUACAAGCCGAGACCUCUAAGGCUCAGGAGCGUAAGCUGCGGCGUUCUCAUUCGGCUACUUCGAUCAGACUCCCUGAACACUCCCCUCUUUCACCGCUCAGGCUCCCCAGUCUAAAGUCACACGAUCCAGAUGGCAUUCCUUGGUCAGUUGCAUUAAAUGAGAGCCUACGGCUGUCGUAUCUUCCUAUUCUCCGGCGGCCCAUUUCGCCAAAACGAUCGCAAAUUUCAUUGAGAAGAAUGCCGAGUGACAAAAACGCAACGGCAAGGGUAGGAAAACAAGAGAACGAUAUUCCAAGGAAGGCCCCAGCUGAAGAGGAGGAAGAUCGACCCACACCCUCGACUGUAAUGCAAAUCCGCGUGCAAGAACCAACCGCGAUGACUACACCUCGUCAAUCUGGUUCCCUAAGAGUGAUCACGCGAGGCAUUCCGCCAGCUGUUGUGCAAGAAUCGGCAAAGGAGCAAGACGUUACAGAAGAAGACCAGCCGCGUCGCUCUGUGCACCUUUAUAGUAUGCGAAUCUCGCACCACUUACGAUCCGGCUCGCUCCUUUCCUGGAAUACUACAGCAGACCGAUCAGAGCUCCCAAGCUUUGCAAGUUCACGAGUGCCUCCGAAGUGGGGCAGGGUGUUGACCAACGAUUUACGGGAAGACAAGUCGUCCAUAUACUCGAGCAGACCGCAAAGCCCUCUCGAUAGCCCUCUUGAAAGCUUCGGUGGCUCGAUUAUUGAUCUUUCACAGACCCCUAAGAAUCCCACUUCGACUGCGCGCUCGUCACUAGACCGCGAUCGAGCAAGAAGGUCCAACUCCUACCCAACUGAUAACGACGAGACUCCGAAGCCUCCGCAGAGACAUGGCCUCACAAAUCUUCGGGAUGUAACGAGCUACUCAGCGCUAACACGACGCUCGAACGAGAUGACAAGAUUAUCACGCGGGAACAGUGUGGCAAGUACUCGGAAGUCAAAGUUCCGCGAGGAAUUCAGCCCUUCGCCCCCGAAGAAGAAAUUGAUGCCAUCAGCUUCGGUCAUACGAUUUUUCACCCCGAAGCGCGGCAGCUUACGAAGUCAGAGCGAAACCAACAUGAAGACGGGCGACUUCAUUCCCGAGGUGGAUGGGUCGCUUGAGGUACCAGACGCAGCUACGCAACGUGAGCGCCGGAAUUCGAAGUCUGCGAUCAGUCUAGAGGCUGAGCAAAAGGCCUUGUUCAAGGAUAAGAAGGCCAGUGGUAUGUGGGAUCGAGCCUUGCAGAAUUACCAAGACGAGAAAGCUGCGAUGCUACUUCCUCAGAAUAGAGAUCUUGCCAUAUACAGAGGUCCGUUCCGAGAGCGGAGUGGAAGCGGUUCACGGCCUAGAGUGAGCGAAGAGUGCGAGAUCGCUAGGAAAGAAGCUCAGCUUCUCUUCGCACAGCAAACUGACACUAUCGAUACUGUCGGUGCUUGGGGUCGCUACCCGUCUCACACUCGCGCCGAUCGUACCUUUUCUGCUGGUCAUCAAGACCAAGUUGAAACACGUGACUUUGCACUGGAAGCAGCCAUCAAGUUUGCAAUGAACGAAAAUACAGAUGGUGACGAUGUCGAAGAAGAGGAGAUAGACCCUGCGACGCGUCCGGUUACGCCACCCCUUCUCCCAGGUCAAAAGAAGCGGAAGAAGAAGGUUGGCCACACUCGCAUUGCUAAGAGUCACUCCAUGACGUUCGGCAAAUCGUUUCUCAAGAACUACACCAAGAUCUUCAGAAGCCAGAGCAUCGAAUUUCACAGACACGGUCAAGGCCACCGAAGCUCCAUGGCUACAGGUGGCACGCUGGAGUAUCCUGAGCUAGAGAUCGUACCAGACGUGUGGAGGCGCGCAAUCAUCGAAGAGACAAGCCGAGAUUCGAGCCACGGCAAUGGCGAGACGCAUGCAGCCCAAGAAGAGCACGUUGCGGGCGACAAGAAAGGAAAAGGGAAGAUGAAAGAAGAGGACUCUGCAACGACGCUUCAGCCACUUGCUACCAGCUCACGUCCGACCACAAGCAAUCUGUUGCAGGCGGGGCUCGAUGGAACGAAGGACACUGCACGAGUCUGGUCCGCAUACUACGAAAACUGCCUACCGGCCUUGCCGCAUGCUAGUAGCAAUCUGGACUUCACUAUCGACGACUUCGGCGCACCAGCUCGUCGCUCACUUGAGAGCAAGCGUGCUUCUAUGCGUUCACGCACUAUGCCUGUCCGUUAUUCUCAACAUUCUCGUAGCGCAAGCCGCAUGACUCAUCUCAGCAUCGCAAGUCACGGAAGUGGAAGGCCGAGUUUCAUAUAUAUGGGCGAGAACGAUGGCGGGAUGGACGAGCAGAGUAUUGUAAGUGUACGGCGAAGUACGAUGGAUCUGGUCUCCAUGUACAAAGAGCAGGAGCAUACAGAGAUGGAGAGGGUUCUAAACAUUGUCCAGGCUGAGAGUGCAAAAGACAGUACGACUCUGAAGGGGUUGUGA
Molecule: messenger RNA, 3174 nt
Organism: Paraphaeosphaeria sporulosa
Lineage: Eukaryota; Fungi; Ascomycota; Dothideomycetes; Pleosporales; Didymosphaeriaceae
Exons: 6
Coding region: 52-3174 (1040 amino acids)
Source: RefSeq, a predicted model, not a curated record